AUGGCAUCAAUCGUCCCGCUCCAGGCCUUCCGGCCUGAUUUGCACGAACGUGCUUGGGCGUCAAUACCGCACCCAACACUGCCGUUGAUUGCCACCGCCCACGCAAAGGCCGUCACGGUUUUCUCCCUCUCCACUUUCUCGUCCCAUAGCACUCUCACCGGUGGCCACACCCGGUCCGUUCGAUCCCUCGCCUGGAAGCCAGGCCUGCCUUCUCACAAGCUUUGCCUCGUUUCCGGAAGUUUCGAUGCCACCGCCGGACUCUGGCGCUGGGAUGGCGACGCCUCGGCCCAGACCCAUGCUGACGGAGAAAUGCUCGAGACCGAGAUCAUGCCUAGUCGAUGCGACUACGAUAGCGAUGCAAGCCAUUCGCAAGACAAAAACUGGGACUUCACCCUCGUUCUGGAGGGGCAUGAUUCAGAAAUCAAGUCCUGCGCUUUCGCACCCUCCGGAGCCUAUCUCGCCACCUGUUCGCGUGACAAGUCUGUGUGGAUCUGGGAAGACAUUGGCGCGUCCGAAGCAGAUGACGAAUGGGAGACAAUUGCCGUUCUCAACGAACACGAGGGGGAUGUCAAGGCCGUGGCCUGGUGCCCAGAUGUCCCUGGGAGGAAGUCCCGUCGCCAGUUUGGCUCAGAUGUCCUUGCCAGCGCCAGUUACGACAACUCUGUCCGCAUCUGGAGGGAGGAUGGCGAUGGCGAGUGGGCUUGCGUUGCAGUUCUCGAGGGUCAUGAAGGAACCGUCUGGGGUAUCGAGUGGGAACCCAGGCCACAGCACAGCCGGUUUCCCCGACUGCUCAGCUACUCAGCUGAUGGAACGAUUCGCCUCUGGGCGCUGCAACAAGAAGACGACGAGGAUGAGGACGGCGGCAGCAACAGCAGUGCUGGCUUUGCUGCACGCAGCGCUCUUGGAGGGAUUCCCAACACCAUGAGGCGGUCGUUGAGAGAAGAAUGGACGUGCACACAUAUUCUGCCCAAGGCACAUGACCGAGAUGUAUACUCGGCAACGUGGAGCAGAGAGACUGGACUGGUGGCUAGCACCGGCCGUGACGGCAAGAUUGCGCUCUACAGAGAGAACGGUCCGUCCAGUCAGCCAUCCACAGAAGCGAGCCACAAUGGUGACGAAGGCUCGGCGGACCAAACCAGCCUGAACGAAGCCAGCGAGCCUAUUCCGACCUCGCCGACAAUACCUCCAACGACUUGGGAUGUGUUGGCCAUCUUGCCCAAUGCCCAUGGACCGUUUGAAGUCAACCAUGUCACCUGGUGUCGACGUCACGAUGCCGCUUGCGAACGGCGUGGCAAGGAAGAAAUGUUGGUGACGACUGGGGACGAUGGCCUGGUACGGGCAUGGCAAGUCGGCGUCAAAGGCCACGGCGGCGCAGGGGGGUGUUUCUGA
Molecule: messenger RNA, 1389 nt
Organism: Ustilaginoidea virens
Lineage: Eukaryota; Fungi; Ascomycota; Sordariomycetes; Hypocreales; Clavicipitaceae
Exons: 1
Coding region: 1-1389 (462 amino acids)
Biological process (GO): iron-sulfur cluster assembly
Cellular component (GO): cytosolic [4Fe-4S] assembly targeting complex
Molecular function (GO): protein binding
Source: RefSeq, a predicted model, not a curated record